AUGUCUCGUAAUAGGAUCCCCAUGUUUAGGGACGAAGACGAGUUAGAAACGAGUGCAGCGUUGCAGAAUGGGGAAAGGUUCGAUCUGGACACAAUCUCCGACUCGCAGAGUCUGCAUAACAGGCACUCUUCUGCUGGUGCUGGUGCUAAUGGUGCCGGCGGUUCCGGGUCGGCCGAGAGUCUCGGCGGUAACUCACAGGACUCAGACGAUAAACUGAAACUCGACGGGAUGCACCAGCACGUCUUCAGUCACGAGCUGGAUGACGAGCUGCACAACAGCGGCAGCAACGACUACAAAGAGUUCUUGGAGAACAACGACCGUAUCCGCAUCAAGCCAGUCAACGACGAGGACGACACGUCCGUUAUCAUCAAUUUCAACCAAGGCAUCUCUCCUUUCAUUGUGAUACUGACCUUUGUGGCCUCCAUCUCUGGGUUCCUGUUUGGUUACGACACGGGUUACAUCUCGUCGGCGUUGAUCUCCAUCGGAAACGAUCUGGACAAUAGACCAUUGACGUAUGGUGAUAAGGAAUUCAUCACUGCUGCGACAUCAUUGGGUGCCUUGAUCUCAAGUAUCUUCGCAGGCACAGCUGCCGACGUCUUUGGUAGAAAACCGUGUCUGAUGUUCUCCAACUUGAUGUUCGUCGUGGGCGCCAUCGUCCAGAUAACCGCCCACAAGUUUUGGCAGAUGACUGCGGGUAGACUAGUCAUGGGGUUUGGUGUCGGUAUCGGCUCCUUAAUCGCCCCGUUGUACAUCGGUGAGAUUGCCCCAAGAAAGAUUAGAGGCAGACUGACGGUCAUCAACUCGCUGUGGCUUACAGGUGGUCAAUUGAUCGCCUACGGCUGUGGUGCCGGUCUUACCAAAGUCAACAACGGUUGGAGGAUUCUUGUUGGGUUAUCCUUGAUCCCAACGGUGGUGCAAUUCACUUGUUUCCUGUUCUUACCAGACACUCCAAGAUACUACGUCAUGAAGGGUGACUACGACAUGGCAAACAAAGUUCUGCACAGAUCGUACACCGGCACUGCUGAUGAUGUAAUCAAUUUAAAGAUCGAAGAACUAAAGGAAUUGAACACUUCCAUCCCAGGGAAGAAUCGUAUGCACGUCAUUUGGAACACCAUCAAGAUCUUACAUACCGAACCCUCCCAUUUUAGAGCGCUUAUCAUUGCAUGUGGGUUACAAGGUAUCCAACAAUUCACAGGUUGGAACUCGCUGCUGUAUUUCUCUGGCACAAUUUUCGAAACCGUAGGGUUCUCAAAUUCGUCGGCCGUCUCCAUCAUUGUCUCAGGUACCAAUUUCAUUUUCACUUUAGUGACAUUCUUCUGCAUCGACAAGAUCGGUCGUAGAAAGAUCUUACUGAUCGGCCUGCCAGGUAUGACCGCUGCGUUAGUUGUCUGUUCCAUUGCGUUCCAUUUCAUUGGUAUCAAAUUCGACGGAAACGACGCGUACGUCGAACACAGUGGCUUCUCAGGAUGGGGUAUUGUCAUCAUCGUAUUCAUCAUUGUGUUUGCUGCCUUUUAUGCUUUAGGUAUCGGUACUGUUCCAUGGCAACAAAGUGAACUGUUUCCGCAAAACGUUAGAGGUAUUGGUACCUCAUAUGCCACUGCCACCAACUGGACUGGUUCCUUAGUCAUCGCAUCUUCAUUCUUGACAAUGUUGCAGAAUAUCACUCCGACAGGUACAUUCGCAUUUUUUGCAGGUCUAUCUGCUAUCUCCACCGUGUUCAUUUACUUGUGUUAUCCAGAGCUGUCUGGCUUGGAAUUAGAAGAAGUACAAUACAUUUUGAAAGACGGUUUUAACAUCAAGGCCUCGGAGGAAUUAGCAAAGAAGAGAAAACAACAAGCAGACAAUGUAGAUCAAAAGUUACAUACUUUGAAAUUCGAGCCUACGCAAGAGAUCAUUGAGGAAUAG
Messenger RNA from Tetrapisispora phaffii CBS 4417, 1905 nucleotides. Its product is annotated as sugar porter family MFS transporter. Gene Ontology annotation, cellular component: membrane. The coding region runs from base 1 to 1905 and encodes 634 amino acids. Gene Ontology annotation, biological process: transmembrane transport. Lineage: Eukaryota; Fungi; Ascomycota; Saccharomycetes; Saccharomycetales; Saccharomycetaceae. The record is from RefSeq and is a predicted model, not a curated record. Gene Ontology annotation, molecular function: myo-inositol:proton symporter activity. The transcript has a single exon.